This is a messenger RNA of Musa acuminata subsp. malaccensis (wild Malaysian banana), 1589 nucleotides long. Lineage: Eukaryota; Viridiplantae; Streptophyta; Magnoliopsida; Zingiberales; Musaceae. The record is from RefSeq and is a predicted model, not a curated record.
CACCGACCCUUACACGUUCUCUUUUGCUGGCUUCCUCGUCCAAGCCACGUAUCCGUCGCCUUCUAGGGCAGAAUCAAUCCGUUGCCAUGCUCUCCCUCGCUCGGAAGCUCUCCCCACAGCCAAGGAGGUUAUCUUCAUCGUCGUCAUCAUCAACGCUUUCCUUCCUCUUCCUGUCUGCUUCUCCAACCUCCUCCGAUUCGAUCCCUCCGCCGCUGCUUUCGGCUUCCUCCCCGUUCCACCGACGAAACCCUCCUCUGCCCCUUCAUCCUCUCUUCUCCCCCUUCCUCCGCCCCUUCUCCUCCUCCCAUGCCCCAUUCCCGCCUUCGCUUCCUCCCCUUUCCGCUCUCCGCGGCGGAUGCUACGCCGAAGGCGACGUCGAUGUCGACUGCCCCCCUCCUCACCUCCUCCCGCUUUGCCACGGCUGCGGCGUCCACAUGCAGUCCUCCGACCAAACCCUCCCCGGCUUCUUUUCCCUCCCCUCACCCAAGUCGCCCGACUAUCGCGCCCCCAUAGAUCGCUCCCGCCCCCUCGCCGCCGACGACACCUGCCUCUCGCUCUUCCUCAAAUCGGGUCACCUCCUUCCGGCGGAGGAUCCCGAGCCCACUGUCCCUUCUGAGCGGUCUGGCAGGCCUCUUGUCUGCGCCCGAUGCCACUCCCUCCGCCACUACGGCCGCGUCAAGAACCCCUCCGCUGAGAACCUCCUCCCGGACUUCGACUUCGACCGCAUGGUCGGACCCAAGAUGGUCUCUCCGUCCGGCCCCCGCACCGUCGUCCUCAUGGUCGUCGAUGCCGCCGAUUUCGACGGCUCCCUCCCCCGCAAGGUCGCUCGGCUGGUCUCCUCCUCCAUUGACAAGUUCUCCAGGGCCUGGAAGGAGGGGAAGCCCGGGAACGUGCCACGGGUAGUACUUGUAGUCACCAAGAUCGACCUUCUCCCUUCCUCGAUAUCACCCGACGCGUUCGAGGACUGGGUCCGGAAGAGGGCCAGCGUGUGGGGAGUCAACAAGUUGACGGGGGUGCACCUGGUGAGCGCUGUGAGGAAUUGGAGGGUGCGCGAUAUCGUUGACCAUGUGAGGGAGCUCGCAGGAGUGCGGGGCAAUGUGUGGGCAGUGGGGGCACAAAAUGCCGGUAAGUCUACAUUGAUCAACGCCAUGGGGAGAUGCGUCGGGGACAAGGUGAGCCACUUGACAGAGGCUCCGGUGCCCGGUACUACUUUGGGGAUUGUUAGAGUGGAGGGAGUUCUCAGUGGACAGGCUAAACUCUUUGACACGCCAGGUAUCCUGCAUCCUUACCAGAUCACAAUGAGGUUGACGAGGGAAGAACAGAAGCUGGUCCAUAUGAGCAAAGAGUUGCGUCCUAGGACUUACAGAAUCCAGAUCCCGGCUUCAACAUCAGAUCACUACUGGCGUCUGUUCAAUGACUCGGGGUUAUCGCCCCCCGGGUUCACCACAGGGCCCUCGACCGUGACGCUCGAGGCGUUCCUUAGCCUGAUCAAGCAAGUGCAGGCCAUGGCGGGCAUGAUGCAGACGCUCGCUCCGCUCAUUCCUCAGAUCGUGUGGCUAGCGACUCCCCCAGUCGACCCGUUCCGGUAG